AUGUCUACGGAGUACAUCUACAUGAGAUGCAAGGUUAAACUCCUUCCUCCAACCGCCGACAUGAAGGUCUUUUUUGCCCUCCUUUCCAUCCUCCUGGCUGCUCCCAUCGCCAUCCUUGCACACCCUCCCGGGCUUUGGGUUAAAUGUGCCCCUGAACUUACGUGUUACAAAAACGAGGAUUGCCAACAUGCUCCGGAUUGCGUGGCGAAGUCUUUUCACCAUUCGCCGCUUGAUAUGUUUUGUGGUGGAGUAUUUGAGCCCCACUCUUGCUGGGUGUAUACGAAAUGGCCCGGUUAUUAA
Molecule: messenger RNA, 300 nt
Organism: Histoplasma mississippiense
Lineage: Eukaryota; Fungi; Ascomycota; Eurotiomycetes; Onygenales; Ajellomycetaceae
Exons: 4
Coding region: 1-300 (99 amino acids)
Source: RefSeq, a predicted model, not a curated record